UGUCGUCGUUCUUUGCCGUCGCUUUUGCUUCAGCCACAGCAGCAUAUCUACCACAGCCAACCGACUCGAAAGCAAAUCGAAUUGCUAAUACGCCAGCGACCAAGCACUAGUUGUACGACGAGUAAAAAUGUUGAGCUCGCUGUCAGUUUGCAAUCAGUUCGAGUUCGAGCGUCGCGAUAAACGGACGUAUAAUAGGCUGUGUGUGAAUUUACGUGAAAAACGGGUUUUUCAAUUUUUCUUUUUUCCAUAUACACAAACAGCAAACAAGCAAACGCUUCAGCUUGUGAAGCGCAGAAGAAAAACGAAGCAGCAGCCUAGUCGAAGUAGUUGAGUACAUGAAAAAGUCAAUAAUAAUGACUGAAAACAAAAGUCGUGCAAAGCGCUUUACUCUACGCCGCCCAACAAAUAAAAGGCGUAUAGGCCAAUAAAAAAGUUUUUUUUUUUUUGUGUGUAAUUUACGAAGGAAGCUAGUAGCACGAAAAGUAGCAAAAAAUAAAAUAAACUGGUGUAGUGAAAAAGUUCAACGACGACGACGACGACGACGACUGCGUUGACAAGUGAUAUGCUUUGCGUGCUUUGCAUGAAAAUUGUUGGGUGAAAAUUUUCGUUAAUGAAAAAUUUAUGAAGAAAAAGAAUGCCUAUGGUGAACUGAGUAAAGUGUAAAGUGUUUUGGGUAAAGCUCAAGGAGAAUUGGAAAUUAAUUAAAAUCGACGUAAUUGCGGAGAGUGAUGAAAAUCGAUUUACAUUAAAAAUUUAAAUUUUCAAAAAAAAAAGUUUUUUUUCCAAAAAAAAAAAAAGAUUACAACACAAACAACAACAAUCUUAUGUGCAAAGCUAAUAUACUAAAAAAAAUGAAAAUAUCUAAAUGCAUUUAAAGAAAAGCGCUUACCACCUGACUGCAGCGCGUAGAAAACGCGUAUCCAUGCAAGCGCUCAAGUGUCUGAAACACUAACAAAUAGAGUAAAUAAUAAGAAAAUAAUAAACAACAAACAUGUGCAAAUUAAGCAGACUGCCAAUGCCUCAAACACAGCACCACAACUACAGCGCUUACACGCUGCUGCUCUUCACAAGCUAUCUGCUCAUUAACCAUUGCAUAUGUGGCGCCACAGCCAUGCACAUCAAGGGCGCCGACAGGCCAGAAACCUCCUAUGCGCUCUCCUCGGAGGGCGCCUCAGCGAGUGCAGCCAGCAUGAUGGCCACCUCAAUAGCGGGCGCUGCUGCAACAGCCGGUGCUGGCAUAUCAACAGCGUCUAAUAAGGAUGCCGUGUCUGCUGGUGCGAGCUCGUCAACCGCUUCUUCCUCCUCCACCACGGGUGACAGUGCAGCGGCGUCAUUGCCAGCGCCCACAAAUCAAUGUUCCUGGCAGUAUAAUGGCACAACAUCGGUACGCUGUAAUCUACGCACCAUUGAACGACACAUUGCGCUCGAUUUACAGGGCGCUGAUGGCACCAGUCAGUUGGAGAUCAAAUGCAGCGCACUCUACCUCUUCGAAUCACAAUUGCCACAGGCGGCUUUCGCACGUUUACAAACGCUCGAUGUGCUGCGCAUUGAUGGAUGUAAAUUGCUGCAAUUGCCGAAUAAUGCAUUCGAGGGUUUGAAUGUGUUACGCUCGUUGACGGUGAAUACGCGUAAUCCCGAUUGGGGACCCGGCAAAACGUUAGAACUCUAUCCGGACUCGUUGAAUAGCUUGAAGCAGUUGACCGAAUUGCAAUUGGGUGAUAAUAAUUUGCGCGCACUGCCAGCUGGCUUCCUCUGUCCGGUGGGGAAUCUGCAAGUGUUAAAUUUGACGCAUAAUCGUAUACGUUCAGCGGAGAAUCUCGGUUUUGCCGAUAUGAAUUGUAAUGGUGGCAGUGAGUUGCAAGUUUUGGACGCCAGCUUUAAUGAGCUGCGUUCGGUGACAGAAAGUUGGGGCAUAUCGCGCUUGAGGCGGCUGCAACAAUUGAAUUUGCAACACAAUAAUAUAUCGGAGUUGUCCGGUGAGGCGUUGGCCGGUUUGAGUUCACUGCGCAUUGUUAAUUUGAGCAAUAAUCAUUUGGAAACACUGCCCGAUGGUCUGUUUGCCGGUUCAAAGGAAUUGCGUGAGAUACACUUGCAGCACAAUGAACUUUAUGAACUGCCCAAAGGUCUUUUUCAUCGCUUGGAACAGUUGCUUGUGGUGGACUUGUCAGGCAAUCAGCUGACCUCGAAUCACAUAGACAAUACCACAUUUGCUGGUCUGAUACGUUUGAUUGUUUUGAAUUUGGCGCACAAUGCGUUGACACGCAUCGAUUAUCGUACCUUCAAGGAGCUGUAUUUCUUGCAGAUUUUGAAUUUGCGCAACAAUUCGAUUGGACACAUUGAAGAUAACGCCUUUCUGCCACUUUAUAAUCUACACACGCUCAACUUGGCCGAGAACCGUUUGCAUACUUUGGAUGAUAAACUUUUCAACGGCUUGUAUGUGCUCUCAAAGCUGACACUUAAUAACAACCUAAUCUCAGUGAUUGAGCCGAAUGUGUUUAAGAACUGCUCGGAUCUCAAGGAACUCGAUCUAAGCUCGAAUCAGUUGAACGAGGUGCCACGUGCUUUACAAGAUCUCGCCAUGCUACGCACACUCGACUUGGGCGAGAAUCAGAUGCGCACUUUUGAUAACCAGAGCUUCAAGAAUCUACACCAGCUAACAGGUCUGCGUUUAAUCGACAACCAAAUUGGCAACAUCAGUGUGGGCAUGUUCGCCGAUCUGCCACGUCUCAGCGUGCUCAAUCUCGCCAAGAAUCGCAUACAGUCCAUUGAGCGUGGCGCUUUCGACAAGAAUUUUGAAUUGGAGGCCAUACGCCUGGAUCGCAACUUCCUCUCCGACAUCAAUGGUGUCUUCGCCACACUGGUUUCAUUGCUGUGGCUGAAUCUCUCCGAGAAUCAUCUCGUUUGGUUUGACUAUGCCUUCAUCCCAAGUAACCUGAAAUGGCUGGACAUACACGGCAACUACAUUGAGGCGUUGGGCAAUUACUAUAAAUUGCAAGAGGAGAUACGUGUGAAGACUUUGGAUGCCAGCCACAAUCGCAUCACCGAAAUCGGCGCCAUGUCCAUACCGAAUACCAUCGAGUUGCUUUUUAUCAACAACAACCUAAUCAGCACUGUGCAUCCGAACGCGUUCGUUGAUAAGGUAAAUUUGGCGCGCGUCGAUCUUUACGCCAACGCCAUGUCCAAACUGCAAUUGCAGCAAUUACGUGUCGCACCCGUACAACCCGCCAAGCCGCUGCCAGAGUUCUAUCUUGGCGGCAACCCAUUCGAAUGUGACUGCACCAUGGACUGGCUGCAGCGCAUCAACAACCUAACCACACGUCAGCAUCCACGCGUAAUGGAUCUCACGAACAUAGAAUGCGUCAUGCCACAUGCACGUGGCGCGCCCGUACGUCCACUUACCACACUCAAGCCACAAGACUUCCUGUGCCGUUACGAGUCACAUUGUUUUGCGCUGUGCCACUGCUGUGAUUUUGAUGCGUGCGAUUGUGAAAUGACGUGCCCGAGCAAUUGCACCUGCUAUCACGAUCAGAUUUGGUCAACGAAUGUAGUGGACUGUGGUGGCCAACAGACAACCGAACUGCCGCGACGUGUGCCCAUGGACUCGAGUGUAGUUUAUCUGGAUGGCAAUAACUUCCCAGUGCUGAAAGACCACGCCUUCAUUGGACGCAAGAAUCUGCGUUCGCUCUACGUAAAUGGCAGUCAAGUGGCACGCAUACAAAACCGCACAUUCGCCGGUCUCAUCUCACUGCAGGUGCUGCACCUGGAAGACAAUCUCCUACGCACGCUGCACGGCAACGAAUUUGAGUUUCUCUUCGCCCUACGCGAGCUUUACCUGCAAAAUAAUCAACUGACUGCAUUGGACAACAUAACACUAGCACCGUUAGCCUCACUUGAGGUGCUGCGCAUCGAUGGUAAUCGCCUUGUGACGCUCGCCAUGUGGCAGCUACAACAACCGCAAUUCAAAAAUAUGCGUACACUGGGAUUGGGUCGCAAUCAAUGGAGCUGUCGCUGCAAAUUCCUACAAGAGCUCACGGCCUACGUAGCUGACAAUGCGCUGAUAGUUCAAGACCUGCAAGACAUCUAUUGCGUGGAUGCAGGCGUGAGCGGCACAAGUGUGGUGCAGAAACGAGAGCUGGAUUUCAAUACAACCGCUGCCUGCAGCGAUUACUAUGCUGGCGGCUCAAUGCUGCAGCAUGGCAUACCAACGCCUUACCUAUCGCUGUUGGCAAUAGCGCUGGGACUCGUCAUAAUGCUUGCGAUGGUCGUAACUGUAUUCAUAUUUCGCGAAUCAGUGCGUAUUUGGCUGUUUGCACACUACGGUGUGCGUGUAUUUGGACCACGCUGUGAGGAGUCCGAGAAGUUGUACGACGCCGUGCUGCUACACUCCGCCAAGGAUUCAGAGUUUGUAGCGCAGCAUCUGGUGGCAGAGCUGGAAACUGGUCGACGACCGUUACGUGUUUGCCUUCAACAUCGUGAUCUCGCGCAUGAUGCUACACACUAUCAGCUGUUGGAGGCCUCACGCGUCUCACGACGUGUUGUCAUACUGCUGUCACGCAAUUUUCUACAGACUGAAUGGUCGCGCUGCGAACUGCGGCGUGCCGUACACGAUGCGCUGCGUGGUCGUCCAGAAAAGCUGGUCAUUAUUGAGGAGCCCGAAGUGCUCUUCGAGGCGGAGAGCGAUAUCGAGCUGCUGCCCUACUUGAAAACAUCUGCAGUGCAUCGCAUACGUCGCAACGAUCGCCACUUUUGGGAGAAGCUACACUAUGCGUUGCCCGUGGACUACCCCACCUAUAGGGGUGGUGUUGCGGGCGUACCUGGCAAUAACUACACACUAGAUCACAAUCAUGAACGCAUCAAGCAGCCUGCUAGUCCCGGCAUACUCUACCGCCAAGCGCCACCACCUGCCUACUGCACUGAAGGUAUCGCCGGCGCUGCUGGCGAACUUAUCGGAGCCGAGCCCACAAACUACUCCUCCGCCACGACAGCUACACCCAGCCCGCGUCCACAGCGACGUGAACAUGGUGGCGCAGCGCAUGGCAAUACGCCCGCCACAAGCACACUACACCACCCCAUUGUUGGCACGCAUCUGCAUCCUAGCGCAGCGCAGGCAGCAUCACUUGCAGCGGCCGCAGCGCAACGUGGCGCUGAGCUGAGUGGCAGCACUGGUAGCGCGGCGGCUAACAAUAGUCAGUAUUAUCACCACGCCACAGCGCCCAGUCAAACGUACACAAUACGACCGCCCUCUGAGCACAUUUACUCUAGCAUCGAUUCCGACUAUUCGACGCUAGACAAUGAGAACAUGCUAAUGAUGCCGCCACCCUCGCCAACGCCCAACGGUGGCGCGGGAGUGCAGAGCUUGCAGCGUUGCCAUCAACAACAACAACAACAACACCAACAACAGCAGCAGCUGCAACAGCAUAUGUCACAAACAUGGCGACCGCAGCAGCAACAGCAGCUGCAGCAGCAACCAAAUCAAAAGCAACGUCGAGGGGAAGGUGAAAUGUCGGCGACGACGACGCAAACGACAACGUCCGUGUCAGCGGCGAAUGGCCAACAGCAGGGACCACAUGUGCAGGCGUAUUUAGUGUAGAUGUAGUAGUAAAGCCUAAAAACAUAAUACUAAACACAAAAACUAGGGAGAAAAUUUUGCGAGCGACGCACAGAUAAACAAAUGGAAAUUAAAAACAACAAAAAAUACUAAUUUAUUUAUUAAGUAGGAACGUAGUGGUGAAACUUUUAGGACUGGUUCCUGGCACUGAAACUAACACAACAAAAGUGUAAAUGAAUUUUAUAUUAAAUAAAUUUAAUGUUAAUAUAUUUAGAGGGAAACUAAAGAAUAUCU
This is a messenger RNA of Ceratitis capitata (Mediterranean fruit fly), 5842 nucleotides long. RefSeq names its product toll-like receptor 7 (gene Toll-7). Gene Ontology annotation, biological process: signal transduction. NCBI's taxonomy places the organism in Eukaryota, Metazoa, Arthropoda, Insecta, Diptera, Tephritidae. Gene Ontology annotation, molecular function: protein binding. The transcript has a single exon. The record is from RefSeq and is a predicted model, not a curated record. Bases 992 to 5590 code for a protein of 1532 amino acids.